GGUCAAAAUGAGAACAUGAGAACGAGAUUUAAAAAAAGGAUUGACAUAGAAUUUUUUUAUAUACAAGGUAUUUCAUUUUACUCAAUUUCACUCUAGCUUUUGUUUUGAUUUUAGAAAUUAUUGUAUCUGUCCCCAAUUUCUCCUCGAUUUUGGUCAAAGUACCCAAAAUUGGUUGACCAUAUCCAGUACAAAUUCUACACCCACAUCCAUACACACAUCCUAUUGACAAGAGUACGGCACUAGAAGUUGAGUCUGAGCAACUUAGGUCAAAACGUAAGUCUUAUUUUAGAUUCGAGAACAUAUGGCUCUCUAUCGAGGGAUUCAUUGAUAGGAGCUGGAUUCAUUGAUAGGGUAGCUCCUGGUACGGAUGGUCAUACCAUGGUAGGCUCUGAUCAAGAUGGUCACACCACACUCGAGCUUGGUCCGGAUGGUCACACCAUGGUACUCUUCCAAAAGUGUUAGCCAUUUAUCAAUGGAUUUGAUUGGAACUUUUGGUAAUUUUUGCAGAGAAGAAUAUUUUUUUCAAAGCUUGAAUGCUAUAUUUAGUUCACUGUUCCCUAAAAACGAAAGUGCUAUAGAGUUAGAGGAUUUUAGACCGAUAAGCUUGUUGGAAGUGUGUGAGAGAUAAUAACUAAAGUUCUCAAUGAAAGAUAAAGGCAUUGAUUGCAAAUUAGUGUUAAACCUUCAAAUUCUUUUGUAAAACGUAAACAUAAUAAAUUCUGGUAGCUAAUGGAUGUGUUGAUGCAAGGGAAUGAUUGGGAGAAAAGGAAUUUUAUCCAAGCUAGACUUGGAGAAAGCAUAUGGUCACUUUGUGCAACCAGGCUUUGUAAGAGCCACUAGGCUUUGUGCAACAAUGGAUUUGGUCAUUGAUGUAUAACUAUGAUCAAAUUCUCAAUAAUGAUAAAUGGUACACUAGUGGAAUUUUACCUGCAUAGAAAGGAUUGAGACAAGAAAAUCCACUAUAUCUUUCCUGUUUCUUCUAGUUAUGGAAGUAUUAAAAAGAAUGCUUGCCGAAGCAGCAAAGGAAGGUUGAAUAAAAUGCUCAAGUGCCCCCACCAUAGCACAAAAAGUAUGGAGGCGACUCACAUUUUUUAUGUGGAUGAUAAACUAGUAAAACGUGGAGCUGAUUAAAUCCAACCAAGGCCUUUAAGGCGGUAUUACUUAGCGUUUGAGGUUGUAAUUGGACUACAUAUCAACCCUUCUAAAAGCAGCUUGCACAUUCUUUAUACGGAUGAUAAACUAGUAUUAUGUGAAGCAGAAGGAAGUCAACUAAGACAUUUAAGGUGGUAUUACUAGCUUUUGAGGUUUUAUUGGACUACAUGUCAACCCUUCUAAAAGCAGCUUGUUCCCGUUAAAUGAGGUUAAAAAUAUACAUCCACAAGCUGCUAUUCUACGUUGUAUGGCGGAAAGCUUCCCUACUACGUACUCUGAGGCAUUUUUUAUGUGGAUGAUAAACUAGUAUAAAGAGGAGCUGAAGAAAUCCAACCAAGGCAUUUAAGGUGUUAUUGCUAGCCUUUGAGGUUGUAAUUGGACUACACGUCAACCCUUUCUAAAAGCAGCUUGCACAUUCUUUAUACAGAUGAUAAACUAGUAUAAUGUGGAGAUGAAGAAAGUCAAUUAAGGCAUUUAAGGUGGUAUUACUAGCCUUUGAGUUUGUAAUUGGAGUACAUGUUCUAAAAGCAACUUGUUUCCGUUGAAUGAGGUUAAAAAUAUACAUCCACUAGCUGCUAUUCUAGGUUGUAUAACGGAAAGCUUCCUUACUACGUACUCUGAGGACCAAAGAUAUGCGGGAGAAAUUUGAUACGAUGUGAUUAACAAAUUUGAGAAAAAGGCUUACUGGCUAGAAAAACUAUACUUACCAUCAGUAGUGUGCUACUUGGGAUCCUAACAUAUCAAUUGUCUUUUCACCAGGCUUUUGCAAAAGGUCCUAAAAUAGAUGAACAAGUUAAGUAGGAACUUCCUGCGGGAUUCAGAAACAUAUAAGAUGCACUCGGUCAAGGGGAGCAUAGAGGUAAACCUAAAAGAUGGGGAGGAUCGGGAGUGAAGAAUUUAAAGUUACACAAUAAAAGGGAAGUCAUUGUGUCCAAAUAUGGAAUGGAAGGUCCCGGAGGACCAAGAUAUCAUGGCGAAUGAGUAUCAAUUGCCUUUCAAGGUGGGGCAAUCUGCUGAAUCAAGGUCUUUCCAAAGUGGAUUUCGUAGUGCAUGGUUUCGGUGUAAGAUAAAGGAGAUUAGCCACAAAAGAGGACAUUGGAAUGCGCUAUUGGAAUACUUUGAUUAUCCAGAUGAAAAACUGACUUGGAUGAAGCUGUACCAAGUGCCCCCAUAUAAUAUUGGGAAGUCGAAGGAGAAAAAGCAACUAAUGCUGCGUCCGCAGUAUCCUCCAGUCAAGCUUAAAAAUGAAGUUUCAGGUGUUAGUUCAAUUUCUGAUGCUAUGAUAGUUGUAGAUGGUAAUUGGAAGGCAGGUGAUAUGGUUGAUUGGUGGGCUAAUGGCUGUUAUUGGUCUGGGCAAUUGAUAAAGUUACUUGGCAACAGUAAAGCUGAGAUGGCAUUGACACCACCUCCUAUUGGUGAAGGUGCACUUUAUGAAAUUCAUUUCAAGGAUUUACGCCCAUCCUUAGAUUGGUCCCCUAAUUUUGGUUGGACUGUUCCUGCAUCCCAGGAUGGUGAUAGUGUCCGUCGAUGUGCUCAACUAAUUCAACCUGUCAACCAAGCCCUUGGUCGCUUUCCAGCUUUGGAAAUACAUUCCAUGAGUGAAGGGAGAAAGGAGAGCCAAGCAACAGCUGGAUCUUCAUCAAAUCUGUCUUCAUCUACUAAUUUAUCUGCAAACUCGCUACCAGGCUCAGACGAAAAGAAGGAUUUUAAAACCACAGAGUUAGCAGAACAAUCCUCGAUCGUUGACCUUCCAAAGGAAGCUGCGAACACAUCAACGAAUAGACGGUCAGAUAUUAGUUCUGGUUCUCAUUUGGGAGAUAAAUUGGCAAAGGGAGCCAGUUGGUCAGAUAAUGGCUCUACUUCCUGUAUUGCAAUUGAUCCAGCAAAAACUGCUGACACAACUGAAAACUUUUACCUUUCCAAUUGUCCUUUGAAGAAGUUUAGAACCAGUGAUGGCGUUCGGUUACAUUCAAUGAGUUCUGACUCGACGGAGGCAGCGAUUUUGGAUUUGGAGGAACUUGCAAACAAAAUUAAAUGGCUGAAAGGGCUGCUUGAGUUCGGAAAACCCGUGUCUAAUGCUAGCAGGCCUUCAUGGAAGUUCGUGGAACAUCAAUAAAUGAUGGUUUCAGAAUAUGCAAGUGUCAUCCUAUGGCUCUCGAGAAGUGAAGUCUUAACACUUCUACGCCUUUGGAUCGUCUAGUGCAAGUUUUAUGCACCUUCAAUAAUUCAAAAAGUUGUGCUGACUUGAAAUUUGACUCGUCCCAUAUUAAGGUUUCAAGUCUAGUCAGAUCAUGCAGACAGACAACGAAGGCAGGAUUUGAAGUUUGAGCUCGGAACACUUUUAAGUUACUGGGUUCUAAAUUAACAAUUUCUACGUAUUAAAUGAAUUUCUUAAGACAAAUAUUGAUUUUGGACCAAAGUGACUAGGUUCGGGCGAAACUGUACCAUUAAUACUAGCUCCGCCACUGCAUGCAGAGAUUAGUGCCAAGCCAGUAUAGCUCAACUUGAUAUUUUGGCUUCCUCAGAUAUGAUUUAAAGAUGCACCGAAGAGCACUUGGUUAUCUGCUUUGUUUGUAGCAUUGACGAGUCGAUAAUAUGCACCAGUGAGUAAUUUCUGCUGUCUUAAUAAGUAUACAAGUUCAGUUGGAUCACAGGUAUUUUGUGGCCAAUUGUUUGCUGCUCUGCCUUUGUAUCUGCUGUGGCCAGCUGCUUUCUGCAACACUUUGUUAAUCAGUGCUUUGUUCCACUGAAGAACAAGCUUGUAUAGUUGUAUAUUAGACUCACUCAUUUAAAGGCCUGAGGUCAAAGUUUGUUUUCAAAUUUUUACAUCUUUUUACACCAUAUGUAAGACAAAUUUGGGUUAUUCUACUUCUGUAACUUGAUAUAUUGCACUAAGACUCGGUUCUUUUCAAUAAAAGCGUUUUUUCACUCA
Messenger RNA from Nicotiana tabacum (common tobacco), 4084 nucleotides. NCBI's taxonomy places the organism in Eukaryota, Viridiplantae, Streptophyta, Magnoliopsida, Solanales, Solanaceae. The record is from RefSeq and is a predicted model, not a curated record.